Vitrella brassicaformis is the source of this 2836-nucleotide messenger RNA. NCBI's taxonomy places the organism in Eukaryota, Vitrellaceae. The record is from the annotation of a GenBank genome assembly.
AUGGCCUGCCAUCAAGGACGCGCUCCCUCCUACACUACGUUUGCUGAUGGUGAGUUCGGCGUGUGGGACGCGUCGGACCUCGACGGUGUGUUCAUGACCGCCGGCACCGACAACUACGCAUCCACUGUGGUAGGGCACGCACACAGACGGCGAUGCCCGUGCCCAGCCAUCCUGCGUGUGUGUGUGUGUGUGUCGAUGUGUGUGUGUGUAGGCGGUCACUAAGCUCUUCUUUGACGGUAUAGCGGAGGGCAACUUCAAGCCAACAGGGGCACACGUACUCUUCCCGUCGAUCAUAUGGGCAGAGAUGAAGGACCAGUUUAACCUCGACAGAGGUGAAAGAGACCGAAGAAGGCCACGUACAAUCGCUUCCUUCCUCUCUGUGUGUGCAGUUGAGGGGACGCUGCCCUUGACUGUGGCGGGCAGUGGCGGCUCCCCUGUAGCGAAAAUCUCCCCUAGGUGGGUGUAGAUGACGGCCUCUGUGGCGACAGACUGACAUAAGUAUACGUGUGUACAUUGCAGGUUGUCGUGGGUCCCGUCGUGCGUGUUGGUGCAGGAAGUCAAGAGCAAGCUCCUCUCAGGCCAGCUCCUCUCAGUCCGAGCAGGUAGUUGAGUGAUCGGCAACCCGACGAACCAUUUGUAUGUCUCUGUUGCUGCCUACCGCUACUCAGGGUGAAGUGGCCGUGCAGGACAAGGGUCACCUCGACAAGGUCCACCAGAUCGUCAUCCCGCACGGCUGGGCCUCCCACGAGCUGGCGCGCAACGUCCUCCACUGCCUGCACUCGCCGAGAUUCAAGGUUAGACGGCAAGCACCACGCAAAGCACCAUCCUGUGUGUGCCACUUUGUGCUGUUGCCCAGGAUGGUGAGGUGGCCCCGCUCACACCCAUCCGUGAGUUGUCAAAGUAUCCCAAAUCCAUGCAGAAGUCCAUCGGUGCGGCCUGUGCAGGCACACCUAGGUACACCUAGGUACGAGAGGGGGAGUGGGGCGAGUACGGCCGUGUGCAGGGCCUCUUUCGUGAGGGAGGGCCCGCAUACUGCCAGCUUGUACAUGACCUCCAGCGAGGGGCGCUAAGGGGCAAUGCUGCUGGCGGACCGCUGGCCGUCAUCAACACCAUCGACCCCCCCACCAGACAUCAGUCACAUGGCGGCGGCUUCGUGUGUCUUCGGAUCCUCGCCUUCCCGCCUGGUGCGAGCUCAGUGCUGCCCUUGCUGGCGGCCAGGACGGCAAGGACGUGCGCACCAUGGCGGGAAUCGAGAUGGCGAGAGGCGACAAUAUCGACGCGAUCAUGCGGGAGCAGCUGGAUCUGGGUGAGGAGGAGAGGCAGCUGGCGAGGGUGCUAGGCACCAUCGACCUGCUGGACAAGGCCAUUCAUGGGAUGCAUGACGUGAGCAGGGGGCACAUGACACAGACAGGAACGUUCUCUGGCUUCUGGCUGACUGGUGUGUGUCUUUGUUCGCUUUCUACUAGCACCAGGGCACAUAAUGGCUGGCUGUGUUGGGACGUGUAGUGGGGAGAGGGGACAGCGUUGCAGUUCACCUACGCCCCUGCGUGAGUGACGAGUGGGUGGCUGGCGUCUGGCUGACUGGUGUCUGUCUUUGUGUCCAGGUAGCGGUUUUUUCUGUUUGUGAGUCGCAGAGGCGCAUCGAGGAGGCCGUGGUUGCUGCUGCUGUUGCCGGUUUGUCGCCAACGGACGCCAUCAGCCCCGUGCAGUUGGCCGAGGAGCUUUCGCGCCCUUCGGCCUUCGUGUCGACCGACGACGAGUCGUCCAGCAUCCUCAUUGCUUUUCAGCGGGUUGUCCAGUGGUCAUCGUUGGUAAGCGGAAAAGCGGAGACAUCGAAUCUCGCGACUACAUACACUGAUUUUGUCUCCGUCUUAUGCAGAUCGAUCGCUGCUUACAUUUUAUAUCCCCAGUACCUUCAUUGAUCGUUUCGCGAGCAUCAAGCAGCCGGCAAGGAGAGGGGCAGCAUCGUCACUGGGCGCUGCAAGCCAAGUGUCUCCCCAAUCAAGCAGGCGUCCUCAAAGACCUGUCCGACCCCGGGUGGCAGCACAGGAUUCAAGCAAUGCCAUCGGCCCUGUCGUUCUGACACGUUUCGCACGAGGAGGCAAGACUCGAACCCUGCAGAAGGUCGGCAAGUUGCUACGGGAACAAGGCAUUCCCGUUUUGUUCAUCACAUCUUUCGAUGCUACGAAGAUCAAAGACGACGAGCGGCACAGCAUACGACGAGGCGGAGCUCCUCUGCGACGCAUAUGAGGUAAUGCACUGCACUGCACUGCACAGAGAGAGGAAGGGAGAGAGGGAGGGUUGGAGAAAGGCCCCUUUGCAGUGAUGGGAUCUCACUUUGUGUGUUGAGUGGAUGUGCCUCACAGAAAGGUGCCGAGGAGAAGGUCUGUGCGUUGGCUUAUUGGCUGCCGGCGAUGUUCGAGAGGUAUAGAGCGCGCAAAGACGUCACAGAGGUCUUCAAGGUGAGUCAGCCACACACAUCAGAGGGGAGACAGACAGACGACACCGCCCCCUCCCCUUUGUGUGUCCGCCGUGUAGAUUGACCACCCGUUUCUGUCGGUGUUGAUGGCGGACGAGCGCCUCAAGUCGAGGCGCUCGUGUACGCCAAAAAGGCCAUUGGACACGUGGCCAGCCGCACCACCGCGGAAACGCACAACAAAGAGGUAACUGCGGCACAUCGAGACACCAUCCUGCAUAUCUGGAUGACUACUGGAGUAUGAGAGCCACGGCGCUCUUCGUGCUUUUCCUGUCGUCCGGUUGUGCUGCCCUCGACCUCAAGCCGCUAUUCUUCAUCCGAAAGGGGAUGAUGGAGGCCUAUCAGGAGAAGGGGGAAUGA